Molecule: messenger RNA, 957 nt
Organism: Pterocles gutturalis (yellow-throated sandgrouse)
Lineage: Eukaryota; Metazoa; Chordata; Aves; Pterocliformes; Pteroclidae
Product: serine/threonine-protein kinase VRK2-like
Exons: 7
Coding region: 1-957 (318 amino acids)
Biological process (GO): signal transduction; peptidyl-serine phosphorylation
Cellular component (GO): nucleus; cytoplasm
Molecular function (GO): protein serine/threonine kinase activity
Source: RefSeq, a predicted model, not a curated record
AUGCAGGGUGAGACCCCAUCCAGACGAAGUGACCUUGAAAUCCUUGGCUACUGCAUGCUGCAAUGGUUAUGUGGAAAGCUACCCUGGGAACAGAACCUGAAGGACCCUGUAGCUGUCCAGACUGCAAAAACAAAACUUAUGGAUGAGCUCCCAGAUUCAGUGAUGGAAUGGGAUUCUUCUGGAAGCAGCUGUAGUGAAAUAGCCAAGUUUUUGGCAUGUGUUUAUGGCUUAGCUUAUGAUGAGAAGCCAAAGUAUCAAAUGCUCAAGAAAAUCCUGCUGGAUGGACUAGAGUCAAGUGGAACUCGCUAUGAUGGCCCUCUGGAAUUUUCUGCUGCAGCAUGUGCACGAAAUCACUGUGCUGCUAAAGCAUCAAAAGUUUGCUUACCAAGGCCUAUGCCAAAACCAAUUCAGCAGAGGCAAAAAAAGAUAGAAGGUGAAGACUACAAAGCCUGUACUGGGGUAACAGGCAAACAACUCCAAGAUGAAGGAAAGCCACGUAAACUAAGCAGGAUGCUUCACCAAACAGAGCCUCAGCAGGUUUGCUUACGGAAGCCUUCACCAAAAGCAGUGCAACAGAAGCAAAAUAAGGUGGAAGAGGAAGAACGUAACUGCCUAAGUGGGCUGCGUGCUCGGGUAACAUGUUGGCAAGUCCAGGCUGAAGAGAAGCCAAUUAAAUGUUACAGUGUGACUCAGGAGGCUGACCACCUGCCAAAGAAAGAUACUGCAAGAGAAUUACCACCAUUUGACCCCCAAGCAAUAUUCUCAGAAUCCAAAAAGAAGCAUGAUCAACUCUCAACUACAGAGCAGCUGGUACCACUGCAAGGAACUGGUUCUGACAUCACUAGUUCUUCUCUAUCUGUUAUAUUUAGGCUUGCAUUUGCUGAUGAAACAUACCACUAUAGUAUAGCCAUACUUGUACUUCUGCUACUAAUAUUACUUUCCUUGUAUUUUCUUUGA